Molecule: messenger RNA, 1216 nt
Organism: Dermacentor andersoni
Lineage: Eukaryota; Metazoa; Arthropoda; Arachnida; Ixodida; Ixodidae
Source: RefSeq, a predicted model, not a curated record
AACUCCCUCUAUGCUGCGCUCGAAAAAGAAAAGGCUUUGAAUACCACCUGUGGAAGGCAGCCGUCGUAAGCCAUAAAGUUUAACUUUCAGAUAUUUAGCUCAAACAUGUAAAGUUGUAAAAAAUGCGGCGAAAAAAAAAAACAUAAAAAAACAUACUAACAGCAGUGGAGUUAAACUGAAGAGAUAGACGCAAUAUACAGGGAUAAGCUUGCCGACAAGGUUACACAAAUACGACAUCGGGACAACCAGCGUUCAGUGUUCGUUUUAUUGGUCGCUUUCUUAUGAGAAGGUGAACACUACUUAAAACGGAUUUGUUGACUUGCGCUCGUCAUGAGAAUGACAACUCGAACGAGAGGAACCUGCCUGACCAUUCUGAUAAUCGUAAUAUCGCAGCUUCUAUAUGCCCAACAGGGAAGUGCAAAACGCCACAACCUUAAACACGGCGCCCCUCUGGACCAUAGAGGAAAAGGCGCUGUCACUCGGCCGCCACCGCUGCCUCCUUCAAGAUUUGCAAUGGUUACGCGGUCACUCCUUUGUGAGUUGUGCAGCCGGGUAUGGAUAUCCUACAGCAAGAGAUGUGUGGACAAGAAAAUAAAGCCCCUAUGGAACUGCGAUGAUGUGGACCGUGUAUUCGAGGAAGAACACGCUUAUGAACUAGGCCGUGCAGGUAGAUGCUUGGGAAAACUCGAAAACCAAUUCAUUGAAGAUUGUCAAAAGGUUUCAGAUAGGACGUUUGAGGAACCUGCGGACAACUUGGAUUCGCAAGGCUAUAACUAUGAAGAAGCUGACAUGGCAGCAAUGUCUCCGAGUGGCACCUCGGAUUACGAAGAGUCUGACGCGCCCAUCGGCUGGAGAACCAUACAAGGCGAAUGGUUUCAGAAGCACCGACAUGAAAUUUCCCCUUCAGAGAAAUAUUCUGUUUAAGCAUGGAGCUGAGCCCACGAUAUCGCACAUCGUUGACAGAUCGGCGGUGGCCGUGGGAGUUAUCCUUGUUCCACAUCUGCGCCAUCAAGUAGUCAACGGGAACCUGAAAUAUGUAUCGUGAGCGCCCGCAAACAAUAGUAUUUUCACUACACAAGUGAACGAUAAUCGGAUUGUAAACAAUAAAAAGAAAAAAAAAACUGCUGGUCAGGGUAUAAAAAGGAUUCCCUUUUACGACGUCCUUUGCAUAAUCGCUGUAAUUUGUGUCAUUAUUAGAUGUGCCAUGCCAUGCUGU